Molecule: messenger RNA, 183 nt
Organism: Cylicostephanus goldi
Lineage: Eukaryota; Metazoa; Nematoda; Chromadorea; Rhabditida; Strongylidae
Source: the annotation of a GenBank genome assembly
AUGGCGAAGGUGAGAAAAACUGCAGCCGACUUGCCAGCUACGAUGGACCACAAUCCGCGUUAUUCACGGCGUGUCAUAGAAUUGCGUAACCUACCAGAGGAUUACUGGACACCAACUCUGCACAAAUUGAAGAAGGACGGUGUUAUGCCUGAUUUAACGCAGUCCGAAGGCUGUCGGUUAUGA